AUGGCCUCAUCAGCGUAUGAUAUUCUUGGACAAAAAUUGUUCGAUGGCACAACAAAACGAAUUUACUCAAUGAUCGAUCAACCAGGUCUUAUUUGUAUCUAUCGGAAAGAUAAUUAUCGAUCAGCGGGAAAGACUUUGAGUAUACCUGGUAGUCGCCGAUCGAGUAUAGAUAGUUCAAUACGUUUCAAUCAACAGCAAUUACAAAGUCUUCAUAGUAAUCCAAAUCUAUUCAUUGAAAUACCUGGAAAAGGUGCAUUGACAACGUCCAUUACCACUUGCGUCUAUGAAAUCUUACGCGAAACAUCAAUUCCAACGUUUUAUGUUGCACCACAUCCACAGCCGGAUAUGUUCAUCGCGCGAAAAUGUACAAUGAUACCUAUUCUAUGGAUUGUACGUCGUCUAGCUAAUGAAACUUAUAUGAAACGUAAUCCAGGCAUUGUCAAUGGCCAUCGCUUUGUUCCACCGAUUGUUGAAAUCUAUCAUAAACGUCAUCCGGUCGUCUAUCGACGUUUAACUAUUUCAAACAUCGAUGAGAAUCUCGAAUCGUCUCGCGAAAGUUUAAUUGAUGAUUCCGAUUCCGACUCGGAUGAGUGUCUUUCGUCCAUCUGGUCGUAUGAACAACUUCUCAAUGCACAUUUCGAUAUUGAAGAUUUGAAAAUUACUCAAACGGAAAUAGAAUACAUGUACGAAACGUGCUGUACAAUAUUCGAUAUUCUUGAACAUAUAUGGAUGGUGAAGAAGAGUUGUCAAUUGAUCGAUUUAAAAAUUGAAUUCGGCAUAACCACGACCAUGCCGAAGGAAAUCGUUGUUGCUAGCACAUUUGAUACUGAAACAUGGCAUAUUUUACGACCGAUGGAACGAACGACGGCCGUCGGUGUGGACUUAAUUCAAGAAAAUCUCAUUUGGAUCAAUAGUACUUUACGAGAUAUCCUAGAUUUGAACAAUAAAAUAUCUUUGACAACAAAGCUUGAUCCACGACGACGCAGUUUUGCUCAAAAGCAGAUUUCAACAUUAGAUGAUGCGGACACCGAUGAGGAAGAACAUCCAAUGAAUUGUAUUAUUCCAGAAAACGAUCGUAUCGACACUCAAAAAGAUACGUCAUUCAAUCAGUACAAAACCUCCUAUUUUCCAUCAACAAGAAGCCGAUGUAUCGUUGUUUGCUCAUCAUCUGCAGAUAUCGAACACGGUCAAAAGAUCAAAAUUACUCUCAAUGAACUCUAUAACAUUCAAUGUGAUAUUCGUCUUUGUUCAAUAUAUAAAUCAACGAAAAGUGUCUUGAAGUUCCUAUCGAAUUAUGUUUAUGAACAUUGCCGUCCCACAAUAUUUGUUACACUUGGAAAUGUUAACAAUGGUUUAGCUAUGUGUUUAUCAUCGAACUCUCCUUAUCCUGUCAUUCAUUGUUCGUUAAUGAACGCUGAUCAACCAAAUAAUCUAUUCGAUAUAAAUUCGUACUUAACAUCGGAUACGGCAAUGUUUUCGGUAGUUUUUACAUUGCCGAGUGCAAUACAAAAUGUGAUACAGAUCCUUGCGAUGAACGAUUGGAGACUGUGGACGAAACAGCGUGGGAAGCGUUUAAAGAAUUAUCUCGAUUUGUUAAUUGCCGAUCAACAAUUAGCGACAAUAAGUUCAACAUCAAUAACACAACAAGCUAACAAAACUAACACUGGUAUCCUAACAAAUAAAUAA
Messenger RNA from Adineta ricciae, 1686 nucleotides. The record is from the annotation of a GenBank genome assembly. NCBI's taxonomy places the organism in Eukaryota, Metazoa, Rotifera, Eurotatoria, Adinetida, Adinetidae.